Lingula anatina is the source of this 6229-nucleotide messenger RNA. RefSeq lists its product as uncharacterized. Lineage: Eukaryota; Metazoa; Brachiopoda; Lingulata; Lingulida; Lingulidae. The record is from RefSeq and is a predicted model, not a curated record. Gene Ontology annotation, molecular function: protein binding.
UGAACACAAUGGGCAGCACCCUGGGGUCCAUGGGGUCAACAGGUGCCAGGCUGGGGAGUAGCUCUGAUGGACUAGCUCUGGGAGAAGGUGGUGGAGGCAAGAAGUUCCUCAAGUCCAACCGUGCCAAGGAUGCCCCGUCCUCCAUGAUGUCCAAGCAUGAGGAGAAGCUGGACCUGGGGGGAAUGUCAGACAGUGAUUCUGACAAUGACAGGAACAACCUGAAGAACAUCCGUUUUGAUUUGGCAGAGAUGGAGAAGGCUACAGAGUUUGGCUAUGAGACAUCUGAGGCCAGUGACAAACCUGCCAAGCCUGUACAGUCUGAGAGUGACAGUGAGGAUUACGGAAAAGAUAUCGAUUUUGGAAUUGAUAGGAAUUUAGAUGAAAAGAUAGCAUUAAAUCUCAGCGAUGAUGAUGAAGAGUCAACGCAGGAAGCCCUCCAUAUGUCAGGGAGGAAGAAGGAGCCAACCCCUCAGAAAAGGAUUCCAUCAGGAAUUGUCCCCCAGACACAGCCCCCAAAGAAAACAUUUGAUGAUGACUUGCACUUGGAUUUUGAACCAGCCACCAAGGUUACCCUACCUUCCCCCUCUGCCAGUGGCACCUCCAUGGAGGACGAGAGGAAAAGAAAGGCUGAAAUGGCAGCUCUGGCAGCUCUGGCAGCAGAGAAAAGGGCUGAGAGUGACAGACAGCUCAAGGCUGAGGAGGAAAAGUUGAAAGCAGCCAAUGAGAAGGCCCUGGACGAGCUGCGUAAAAAGUUACAAGAGGAGGAAGAAAACGCCAAGCUUGAAAUGCUGGAGGAGAAAGAAGAGAGGCUGUCUCAGCUGAGGAAAGAUAUCCAGAGGGAGACAGAGGCAGCUGAGAGAGAUCUGAGACAAACUAAAGAGAACAAGCUCAGAAUCCUCAGAGAUGAGAUCAAUGAAGAGAUAGAGGAUGAAGAAACCAAACUAAUGCAAGGCAAGCUGGACUCCCUGGCUAAAAUAAGAAGAGAAAUGAAGGUAGAGACUGAGGAGGAGACCAAGAAAAUGAGGGAAGAGCAUGCCAAAGAGCUGGAAAAGAUCAAAGCGGAGCUUGCUGAGGUCCGGAACAAAGAAAGGGGAAACAUUGAGGAAGAGAGGAAAAAAGCCAGAGAGGAGAUUAAGAAAGAGAUUGAAGAAUAUCUCUCAGAGGAGAAAGAAAAGCUUGAGGAAGAGAAGCAGGAGAGGGUGGACGAGAUCAACGAGCAGUAUGAGAAAGAAAUCGAGGAGAUGACAAAACAGCUGCAGAAGGAGCACAAUGCUAAUGUCCAGGAAAGCAGGAAAAAAAUUAUCAUGAAACAUGAGCAGGACAUGAAAGAUCUAGAGACAGAGCUGAAGACUUUGCAACAGAAUGAACUUGAUAGAAAAGAACAGGAGGUCAAGGCGGCCAGAGAGAGACAGAAGGCUGUUGAUGAUCUAGAACGAGGCCUGGACGAUGUCCUGAAAGAGAAGAAAGAUGAGAUCAAGGCAGAGCAGAAUAAGGUCCUGGCUGAUAUGAAAGCUGACUUUGAGAAAACUGUGAAGAAAAUGCAAGAUGAAUACAAGCAGAAGGAAAAGAAAGAGAAAGAAAAAGUGGAACAGCAGCUUGAAACGUUGAAGAAAGAACUGAAGCAGAAACAACAAGAGGAACUGGAGGAAGUUAGAGAAGAAUUUGAUGAUAUAAAGAAAACUCUAAGAGCAGAUCUGCAGCAAGAGCUUGACGAUGUUCAAAAGGAAAAGAAAAAGAAGACUGAUCUCAGAGCAGAGAAUGAGAAAGAGUUGAACAAGAUCAAGGCUGAUUUUGAGAAACAGUCCAGGAAGCAGAAGGAAGACAACGAGAAACAGCUGAAGAAGAUGAAAGCUGAAUUGGAACAACAAAACAAGGAAUGGCUGGAGGAACAAAAAGAAAAGGCUCAAGAGGAACAGGAAUUGGCCAAGAAAGAAUUUGAGAAUGAGUUGACCACCUUGAAAGAACAACUGGCCAAGGAUCUUGAGCAGAUGAAGAAAGAGUAUGAAGAAACCAAACAGCAGCUCAAGGAAGAGCUAAAACAAAAGGAGGACAAGAUCAGGAAGAAGGCUGCAGAAAUUCAAAAGCAAAAAGAAGAAAAAUUGCAAGCAGAAAUGGCUGCAGAGCCAUCAGAGAAUGAACUGUCAGAUGAGGAAAAGAAAGAGAAGACCAGAAAGAAACCAAAAGCAGCCAAGAAAGUUAAAAUUGUUGAAAAUGGAGACUUAGGAUCUGACAGUGAUAGAGAUGAGACCACCCCUAAGAAGAAGUCAGUGCGUCGAAGAAAACAUCAGUCUGAGGAAGAAGAAGACUUUAGCCUGUCUUCAGAAUCGGAGGUAGAGGAGGAGGUUGAGGUUACUCCUAAGAGAUCAACCAAGAGAACCUCUGGGAAAACUUGGUCACCUGGAAAGUCACGCCCCAGAACUGCCUGGAAGGAAGAAAUAUCCAUACCUACUGCAGAUGAAUUCUUUGACUUCGUUCACUCUGAUAAAAUGAAGAGAUUGUUGCGGUCCAAAGAAUUCAAAAACCGCAUGUCACUGGAGAGAAACAGCAUAAGUGUGGCUGAGGAAUUCUUCCGGAAGCAGCGCCAGGACAUACGGCGUCGCCAGGCUGAAUUCAAAGCUGCUACCAGAGAGUAUGAGAGGGACAUGGAAAGAUUCUAUAAAGAGGGUCUGUCCCCAGCUGGUAAGGCCGCGCUGACCUUCACCAAGGCCAGACUGGACAAAGAGGCCCAGGACCUGGAUGCACUGACCAGUAAUGUGUCCACUGGGUCCAGGCUGGUCAAGGAGAAGGAGAAGAAGAUCAAGGAGUGGGAGGCUUCACUGCUGGAGUCCGAGUCUGACUCUGAUACAUUCCAAAUAUUUGACCAUCCGAAACGACCACCAACUGACCAUGCUGACCUGUUGUUGACUGACUCAGAUGAGGAGAGUAGUGGCAUUAGUAGCAGUGACCUCAACUUGGAUGAUCUUGCAGCGGGUGUUCCCUCCAAGCCUUCUUACAGACCUACCUCCUGGAGACACAAGCCAACUGCUGGCAGCGACGGUGCUGACUCAAUCUUUGGUGCUGAGUUAAGAAGACUGAACCAGAAGAUGGAAGAUGUCAUCAACUUCAUGAAGUCUAAUGGCUACAAUAACUCUGGUGGAGCAACAGAGGGCCCUUAUGGGCCUAGCACCUCAGAGCGCCUACCACAUACACGUGGGCCUUACCCUCAGGUCUCUACCAACCCAGACAACCCAUACAACGUGUAUCACACUUGCCCUGCCUAUACUAGCUGGCCUCACUUCAACUCUUGCUUAGCCUGCUUUAGAGCCAACAGAGCAGCUGUCAGUGGUGAGAUUCCUCCAAGAGAAACAGCUGAUGAGUUUCUACAGAAGAAAUGGCGGAAGUAUUUUGGAGAUUCACGCCCGCCUCUUCCACUUCCAUCUCAAAACAACCACCGUGCCACCACUUUCAGCCUCGAUUAUACACCGGCUAGUGAGUUGAUCCGCCAACAGAUGGGGUCAAAACUCCUCAACAAUAACAGCUCCGUGUUUCCUCCCCACAGACCAGUACAGGAGCAACUGGCGGAGAGCAAGGCAUGGCUCAGGGAAUACGAACUGAAACAUCCACUGCGUGCCGCCAGCGUCGCCACCUCCACCCACGCUCCCUUGACCAGUGGCGCCCCCAUGGCUCCACUGUCCACUACAACACCCGGUCUCAGUAGUCCACACGCUACUUCGGCCUCACUGGCCGCUGCUGCUGCAGCUGCUGGGCGGUUCAAAUUUGAACUGGACGAUGCUAAUUCACUAAGGGUUAGACACUAUUAGGUAGUAAGUUAUUGUCGCUAAGAUACACUUGUACACUCAAUACUACAAAUUUAAGUAAUUUUACUUAUUAUUAUUAUUAUUAUUAUUAUUAUUAUUAUUAUUAUUUUAUUUGUGAAUUUAAAGUUAACUUUAGUACAGUUUUAUAUUUGGCUUUCACUUAGUAGACAAUAUUCUCAUAAUGUUAUACAAGGCACUGGUUAAGCUUAAAUAUGACAAAUCAUACAGGCAAGGCAGCUACAAUUUAAUGAUUUAUUUAUUAUUUUUAUUUAUUUAAUAACAUAUUUAUUUGGCAUGAAUUGAAAUUGAAAAAUAGUUCUUUAUGAAUAGGCAUACAGUUAGGAUUGAUAUUAUUAAGGUUAAUAGAAAAAAGUUCAAGAACAGCAUUUAAGACUACCAUGUGAGGGCACUGAAAUAAAUAUACUGCAUAAUAUUGUAAAUCUACAGCCACUAAGGCAGUUGAUUGCACAUGUUCAAGUUACAUGGUAAAGUGUUAAAGUCAUGAAGAUUGUCACACAGCUCUCUUUUUACAAGUCCUGGUAUAGGGAAUUGAUAAAUGAAAAUAUGUAUAAGAAUAUCAGUGUUAUCACAUGUUUACCAUAGGGGAUAAGACAGUGGGUCAAUUUGAAAAGAUAUUUAAGGUGUUGUUAUAUUUAGGGAUGCAGGCUAUGGAGUAUGAGAAAACUCCCGUACGCCCUCGUUCUGCAACUUGGCAUAAAAAGAAGGACGGGGUUGUUUAAAGUCCUCGAGUGACGCGGGUGUUCUCUGUAAAUGCUUGUUUUCAAGAAUGAGUGGGUAAGAAAAAAGCUGAAAUGGUAGCUUAUUUAAAGCAGUAUGCGCCUACUUUCCUUUAUGCAAAAAGCGCGGAAAACUCCCGUACGCCCUCGUUCGAGCACUUUGCAUACAAAGAAGGACGGGGGUUGUUUAAAGUCCUCGAGUGACGCGGGUGUUCUCUGUAAAUAAUGUUUUGAAGGAAGAGUGGGUAAGAAAAAAGCUGAAAUGGUAGCUUAUUUAAAGCAGUAUGCGCCUACUUCAUGUUAACGCACAGAAAACCCCCGUACGCCCUCGUUCGAGCAAUUUGCAUACAAAGUAGGACGGGGUUUGUUUAAAGUCCUCGAGUGACGCGGGUGUUCUCUGUAAAUGUCAGUUUUUAAGGAAGAGUGGGUAAGAAAAAAGCUGAAAUUUAAAGCAGCAUGCGCCUACUUUCCUUCAUGCAAAAAGCAUGGAAAACUCCCGUACGCCGUCGUUCUGCCACUUGGCAUACAAAGUAGGACGGGGGUUGUUUAAAGUCAUCGAGUGACGCUGGUGUUCUCUGUAAAUGCUUGUUUCCAAGAAAAAGUGGGUAAGAAAAAAGCUGAAAUGGUAGCUUAUUUAAAGCAGUAUGCGCCUACUUCAUGUUAACGCACAGAAAACCCCCGUACGCUCUCGUUUAAAGUCCUCGAGUGACGCGGGUGUUCUCUGGAAAUAUCCAUGUACAGAUAAACGUCGGUGAGAGUUGUGAAACGAGGAUAAUCGACACGAAAGAUUAUUAGACAAAGGAUGACCCUAUAUCACCAAGACAAAAAGAGUAGAAAUCCUUUUGACGUGAACUUGCCCAAUGAAGCUAUUUAAAGUACAAAUGACCUUUCUCGACCUAGUGUGCGUAGGGAGGAGAUGAUCGUGAAAAGAAUCAACAUCUCUUCUCCCUAUAGAGUUAUUUAUUUUUGAUUUAUUAUGAGGCAUCAUAAAUAGCGUGACAAUAGAACAUGUACGACAGCUACAUUUGCGUUCGUUAAUUAUGACUAUAUUUUCACUUUAGUGGCAAGUACUUGUAAUAGAAACGUCUUUACUCGAUGUAUUCUGAAUAUGCCUGUAAAAUGUAACAUUGGAUUUAUGAUCGGUAACACUGCAUGAAGGGGCGUACGCCUUUGUUUAAGCAGCGAUGGGUGGUUUGAUAGUUAAAAGCGUGUGUACGCAGUUAAAGAACUAUGAUUAAUUGCCUCUGCCCUUUUACGCUACGACCGUCUUCUCGUAUCUGUAAUGAUAUUUUUUGGACAAAAGUAUUAAUGGGCUUUUAGUCAUCGGUUUCUAAAUGUGUUGCCUUUGUAAACUUUUUGUGGAUCCAUAGAUAUCACCAUAUAUAUAUAUAUUUGUUUUUGUUUAAGAACCAGUGCCUUUACUAAGUUAUUUAAGUAUCAAAUAUCGAAAGCUAUACAUAUAUACUUAAUAAGAAACAUUUUUCAAAAAUGUAGCCUAUUUCAGUGGAUUCUUAUCCCUCCAUUAUGUUGUUUUUAGCAUAACGAGAUUUAAAUUUCUGUGUUAUGCCGAGGAAUAUCUGAUAUUUGCUCAAAUACAGAAAUUGUAAAUAGUUUAUAAAUCCCAUGUAAAUAGAUUUGUAUUUAAGAAAGUGACUGUAAGUACUGUGUACAGUAUAUAUAUAAAACGAGCAAUAA